This is a messenger RNA of Chanos chanos (milkfish), 3358 nucleotides long. It is a transcript of the gene slc25a25a, whose product is annotated as solute carrier family 25 member 25a. Gene Ontology annotation, molecular function: calcium ion binding. The record is from RefSeq and is a predicted model, not a curated record. Gene Ontology annotation, cellular component: mitochondrial inner membrane. Bases 72 to 1478 code for a protein of 468 amino acids. The transcript is spliced from 10 exons. Gene Ontology annotation, biological process: transmembrane transport. Lineage: Eukaryota; Metazoa; Chordata; Actinopteri; Gonorynchiformes; Chanidae.
ACCUCGAGGAGAAGAGACGUUUGUGUGUUAUUUAUUUAUUUAUUGUUGAGUCGUUUUAAUUUAAAUUUGAAAUGUUGUGCCUGUGCCUGUAUGUGCCCGUUGCUAAUUCCGACCCGAUUGAAGUCGAGUACUUUGAGUCAGAUGGACUACCAUCGGAGUUAAAAUCGCUCAACAAAUUGAGUGUCUUUCUACCGUCGCAGGAAUUUUCAACGUACCAGAAAUGGCGGAAGAAACUUGUUAAAGAAGAAAAAGAUCAAGAUGGUCAACUGGACUUUGAGGAGUUUGUUCACUAUUUGCAAGAUCACGAAAAAGACCUGAAACUUGUAUUCAAGACCGUGGAUAAGAAGACUGCUGGUCACAUUGAUGCCAAAGAGGUGGUAGAAUCGCUACGAGACCUUGGUGUUCAUAUCUCUCUGCAGCAGGCCGAGAAUGUCCUUAAAAGCAUGGACAAGAAUGGAACGAUGACCAUCGACUGGAAUGAAUGGAAGAACUACCCUUCCCUUCAGUCCGCAGAGAACAUCCCGGAAAUCAUCCUCUACUGGAAACACUCCACAAUAUUUGAUGUAGGUGAGAAUUUGAUGGUUCCUGAUGAGUUCACCAUUGAAGAACACCAGACAGGAAUGUGGUGGAGGCAUUUGGUAGCAGGUGGAGGCGCUGGAGCCGUAUCCCGAACCUGCACCGCCCCCCUGGACCGUCUGAAAGUGCUCAUGCAGGUGCAUGGUUCCCGUAGCAACAACAUGUGCAUUAUGACCGGCCUCACUCAGAUGAUUAAGGAAGGCGGGAUAAGAGCGCUGUGGAGAGGAAAUGGCAUUAAUGUCAUCAAAAUCGCCCCUGAGUCAGCCCUCAAAUUCAUGGCCUAUGAGCAGAUCAAGCGUUUGAUGGGCAGUAGCCAGGAGUCUCUGGGGAUCGUGGAGCGUUUUGUGGCUGGCUCUCUAGCAGGAGUCAUCGCACAGAGCACCAUCUACCCCAUGGAGGUUCUGAAAACCCGUCUGGCGUUGAGAAAGACCGGGCAGUACGACGGCAUCUCGGACUGCGCCAAGCAGAUCCUCAGGAAGGAAGGAUUGGCUGCCUUUUACAAGGGCUACGUGCCCAACAUGCUUGGCAUCAUCCCUUACGCUGGCAUCGACCUGGCAGUGUACGAGACUCUGAAGAACACUUGGCUGCAGCAGUACGCGACAGAGAGCGCAGAUCCCGGUGUCUUUGUCCUUCUGGCCUGUGGUACCAUCUCCAGCACCUGUGGCCAGUUGGCCAGCUACCCCCUGGCCCUGGUACGAACGCGCAUGCAGGCGCAAGCCACAGUGGAGGGAGCAUCCAAGGUGACCAUGUCUGGCCUCCUCAAACAAAUUGUGAAGACUGAGGGUCCAGCCGGCCUUUACAGGGGCCUGACUCCCAACUUUUUGAAGGUCAUUCCCGCAGUCAGCAUCAGUUACGUGGUGUACGAGCAUAUCAAAACCGCCUUGGGGGUGCAGUCAAGAUGAGAUGCUCUCAAAGACAUUUAAAAACAAACAAUUAAUCAAACGACCCGUCCAGCCUUCAAAAAGGGGAGAAGGAAGAUUACUAACCUCAAAGGGGGACUUGGCAGUUUGAAUCUCAGGUCUUUGGACCCUGAGGUGUGAAAGCCAUCUCAUUCUGUGAAUGUCUGAAGGGGAAAAGCGCACAACAACAAAAAAAGGUGUAUUUCAGAAUGAACUCUGACAUUGCGCCGGAGCUGGUGGUGGUCACCCUCACUACCAAGCUGCUGCUAAGUAUUAUUUAAAACAGUUUUAUGUUCAGAAUUAAGCAACGUGACCACGGUACUGUGCUGAAUGUUAUUCUGUCUUAAAAUGAGGGACCAUUUUCUUUUUUUUUUUUUUGAUUCUUGGAUUCUGUGUCACUGUUUUGUUAUUCAUGGUUGUGGCCCAAAGACAGGACAAAAUGUCACUUUAGGUGAAUAGGACAGCUGAUACAGAGCUCCACAUUGUCAACCCAAAUGCAGUAAGAGUGUCAAUCUGAAUAUUUCUAGACAGAACAACCCCUUGCACGCCGUGCUUUAAGUAACUCUCAGUUCUUCACGGUACAGGUGUUUUUUUUUUUUUUUGGUUUUUUUUUUUUUGCACUUCUGAGCACUGGGACAAAAUGCAGCAAAUGCAGAUUUAGUAGUUAUUCACUAUGGAAAGAGGGCAUGGAGAAUCAUGGAGAAUAAGACUGAAAGAUUCUUCAUCAUCAUGAAGUAUUAAUACUUGACAACACUACAGUUCAGCAGAAUUUCAAAUUCUCAGAGACAAUGAUGGGUUGUUUGUUUUUAUUUUAGUUUUGCUGUGACGUUUCUGUUUCUAUAUGCAGAUUGAUCUCACUGCAUACCAAUGCUGCUGUAAUACAACUUAUGUAAUUUAUUUAUAUAUGUUUACCAGAUAUUUUUGAUGGUUGGCAAUGAUAUGGAGUUCUGAAAAAAAUGUCUGCUAUGUGAGCCCUUUACAAAGUACAGUCUCAUAACUGAGUUUAAUGCUUUGCGUUCCUUCCAGUAGGUUUGACUAUGUAAUGGGAUUACACUGCUGCUUCAUCCCAUGCUUAUAGAAAGUCUUGGAUUAUCAAGGAUCCUAGAUUUUUCAAGUGUUGGCAGUUAAAAUGACACAAAAAGAAACAAGAAUCCAUGAUCUAAUUCACCAAUUCCUUAAUCCUUGGCAAAUGUCUGUAGAUUAGUACUGAUCAAGGCUUUUAAGUUGAAAGCAUGAAGUGUUUAGCGGAAUUAAGACAAUUGAAAUUCUGGAACUUUGUGUUUUGCCUUAGCUAAAUGCCUGGUCGAUUUAAUCUCGAUGCACUUUAAUUGCUUGAAUUGUUUGAUGCUGAAAGUUUAUGCUUUAUCAAAUGGAAAGAGUAAUUACCUGAAGAAAUUCAACCUGUGUCAAUGGGUUUCAGUGUUAAUUCUGAUAGGGACCGUCAAUUGCUCUUACUGAUGUAAGCACAAAAAAAAAAUGCAUAUUUGCAGUUUUUCGAAACAGCUAGGAAUUCUGCAAACAGUCUUGUUGGCCAUGCAGAAAGGAGUAAAGAGGUUUGUUAAAGAAAUGAGUGAUUUGGGGGUUGUUGUGUAUUUCUAUAUUCACUUCACUCCUUGUCUAAUGUGAUUUAUCAAAGAUGCGUGUUCUCAGGGACUAGUGUGGUGCUUUAAAGUUUUGCCAUUUAUGUGCACAUGUCGUUGUAUUAGGGUUUUUCUUUUUUUCCACAGUCAGUCUUUUUUUUUUUUUCUUCAGUCUCCUGUCUGUCACUGUCUGCCGACAUUUUAGAUCUGUUUGUCUUAUUGUUUUAUGUUGGAUCAAAAUUGUUAGACUGUAAGGCCUGAAAGCACAUUUUAUUGAAAUAAACAGUCGAGCUUCAAAUGGUA